AUGAGCCUAACAGUGGACUUACAAGGAGGAAAAGCUUUCGGACAGUUGAAAGCCCAACAGGAAGAACGGCUGGAAGAAAUCAACAAGCAAUUCCUGGAGGAUCCCAAAUACAGCAGUGAUGAGGACCUGCCCUGCAAACUGGAAACGUUCAAGAAGAAAUACAUGGAAUUCGACCUGAAUGGAAAUGGAGAUAUCGACAUUAUGUCUCUGAAGCGAAUGAUGGAAAAACUUGGGGUUCCCAAGACCCAUCUGGAACUAAAGAAAUUAAUCCAGGAGGUGUCCAGUGGUUCUGGAGAGACAUUCAGUUACCAUGACUUCCUCAGGAUGAUGCUAGGCAAGAGAUCUGCCAUCCUAAAAAUGAUCCUGAUGUAUGAAGAAAAAGCAAGAGAACAGGAGAAGCCAACUGGUCUUCCACCCAAGAAAGCUAUCUCUGAGCUGCCCUGA
Elephantulus edwardii (Cape elephant shrew) is the source of this 444-nucleotide messenger RNA. It is a transcript of the gene AIF1, whose product is annotated as allograft inflammatory factor 1. The transcript has 6 exons. The record is from RefSeq and is a predicted model, not a curated record. Gene Ontology annotation, cellular component: actin filament; ruffle membrane. Gene Ontology annotation, molecular function: calcium ion binding; actin filament binding. The coding region runs from base 1 to 444 and encodes 147 amino acids. NCBI's taxonomy places the organism in Eukaryota, Metazoa, Chordata, Mammalia, Macroscelidea, Macroscelididae. Gene Ontology annotation, biological process: ruffle assembly; actin filament bundle assembly.